This is a messenger RNA of Chilo suppressalis (striped riceborer), 7108 nucleotides long. The record is from the annotation of a GenBank genome assembly. Lineage: Eukaryota; Metazoa; Arthropoda; Insecta; Lepidoptera; Crambidae.
UCAGGUGAGGUAGAGUCAUUUGCCUACCUAGUUAUAUAGAAAUAAAAAAACACACUUAGUUACAAUGGUAUUGUAUUUAAAUCAGUAUGUACGUUUAUUAUUCAUAUUCAGUGUAAUUUAAAAAAUCCGGACAAUUUUAUUUAAAGAUAGGGGACAAAGUUCGGACUGUAGUCUAAAAGUCGGUAACCCUCUAGAUGGUAACUUAGGGUUACAAGUGAUAUUACUUAUGUCAAGGUGAAGAUUGUUUUGCAACUUUGUGAAUCUCCCAUUUCCUUAUCAUCAUCAGCCUAUAAAUGUCCCCACUGCUGGGGCACAGGCCUUCCCUAUGGAUGGAUUAAGGAGAUUGGGCCAUGACCCACCACGCGGGCCCAGUGCGGGUUGGUGGGUGCUAACGACUGCAGAUGCAGCCGGAACCAACGGCUUAACGUGCCUUCCGAAGCACGGAGGAGCUCGAGAUAGUAAAUUUUUGGUCAUCCAUCCAAUGACCGACCACUGCGAAAGUUGCUCAACUUCAACGACUGCAGCCGAGCGCGCUAACCACUGGCGCCAUCGAGCUCCUCUGCCAUUAUUUCCUUAUACCACGCUCAAAUUGUCAGAUUAUGGAGUUGUGCACUUUCCUGCAUGAAAUUAACUUUUCUCAGACAUGCUUGGAAAAUUGAGCAUUAUUUUGACAACCUUCUUCGGGAUUAAUCGAAAUUACUGUACUGACCACAUACAUGCUUUGUAUAAAAAUCCAUAUCUGUAGUGUUUUGCGGCCAAAUAAAUUACAUAUUAAACUCAUAUCUGUCGUGUAAUUUAAAAAGGGAACGAUCAUUUUUUUUUCCUAAAUGGCUUUGCACGGCUUGUGCAUUUAGCCAAUGUCAAGUGUUAAAAUGUUUACAAAUUCUAUAGCACUCGUGGUCAAAGUAAUAAAUCAAGUCAAAGUAAGUGGCAGUCAAGUCAAUCCCCCUUUCCCUAUGUUUCAGUAAAUGUGUGGGGAUUUACUGGAAGGAAAGGAAACUGAAAAAUAUCUUUCGACGUUCCCUCAAGAAGUCCACGGGGAGGGGGACUUCUUGAGGGAACGUCGAAAGACACUUUCCGCUAUUUUGUUUCACUUGCCAACACUUGUGCAUGUUCCCGAACACUUAGUGGUUAAUAAUCCACCAUUAUUAGACACUAACAUUCGCCACAACACAAUUUUUAACAAGAAAAACGAAACUGCUAAAGAGACGCUUUCCGAUCCCGCCAAAAAGUCCGAACGAUCAUUUACUGCAAUAGAUGGCAACCGCAGAGGUAACUUAUAAAAGGUUUUUUUUAUAAAUUUCGAACUCAUUUGCAAAUAGAAAUCUGUUUAUAGAGUCCAAAAAAACAAAUGAAUAAGUGUUGUUGUUCGUCAUUGAGUCGAACACAGAACCUCCUCUUUGAAGUCGGUUAAAAAUAAAAGUUCUACCCAGGUACAACUUAGUUUUAAUUUCCGCGCAUUAUUUGAGAAAAAUACUAAACAAGCCUUGGCCACAACUAGGCAUUGAUGAGUUUACGUAUGUGUGCCUCUGUAUAUUUGACUUUAAUCUGUCGCGCUCGACUUUUCCACCGAUCUAUUUUCUUACUAAACUGGUCGGCUGCUUUUAUGAUGGCAUAGCUUGCGGAUGGCAUCUUACCACAGGGGGAAUCUCCUCUCCGUCUGUAGCCUCUAGACCACUCGAACCUGAGAAAACUCCACACACAUCACAAUUAAGGAGGCAAUUAUAGGUCAUCCCCACUCUUACACCCUAGAUUGCCUCUGCGGCAGAUGUGAGUAGCCGGUCUAAUAUAUGUUUUUUAGUCUGUGGCUGUUUCCGUUUUACACAGAAAUUUCGCCAAUUUUUAUAAUUAAAUUCAAAAAGCAAUUGUAUUUUCUUUUACUGACACUGACACUCGGGCUUAUUCAUCCCUAUGCUGGUGAGUCAAGCAAGACCGAGCUGCCCUCAAAUAAACGCCUGUGGUUUCUAUUUAAACUCGGUAACAUGAACCAGUCUCAUGCGCUACUAACGGACGGGCAGACGCGAACACAAAAUCAACGACACUAAUAUAUAACAGCACAUACCGGUUAUCAAAUGGACAGCGGUGUUAUACAAAAUAAAAAAAAGUAGCAAAAUUGUACGCACACCACUGGGUCAUCCGGAAAAUGGCGGCCUAAAUAGCUGUCACAUUUUCCCGCCUACGCGUGUAAACAAAGCGAAAACGUGUUGGUGUUUUUUUUAUCAAAGAAUACAUUGUGUUGUGACAAAAGUUUGAAUUCCAAAAAGGAUUUAUACCAACUGUUUUUUUUACUCCAGCCGCCAGCGUCGGCGGCAACGGACAUGGCGUAGGCACUGGACUCACUAGCGGGCCGGAUAUAGCGCAGCCAUGUUUAAUUUCUUCAAGCGAAAGAGCGGGAAGGCCGAGGUCGCGCCGCCCGAAAUACCCCGGCGAGCCCCGACCGCACCCGACAGAACGCAAGCGCUCGCGCCAAACGACAGUGAUGUAACGAACGAGAGAGCGGCAACCCGCAAAGAUGUAGUCAACUUGUUAAUACCGCAAGUAGAUUAUAGUCAGAAGACCGGAGUGGGCGCGAUACUCCAAAUGAUGGCCGGCAAAAAGAGGAAAAACAAGAAGAAGCGCUCGGAGUCCUGUCGCGUGAGUCCGCCGAAAGAGACGCAGAUAAAUCUGCAGCGCAGCAGGUCGGACGUGGCGCCGGCUGACGUCACAACCGAAAAUACGACCGACGACGGCGAUCACAGUCAGACGCAGUGCGCCGACGACCCCGCGGAGUUCGUGAAGGCGUUAGUCCUGCAAAAAUACACCAAGCCGCCGCCCGAGAGACACGUGUCGCUCGUGUACGUCGACCCAGCCGUGGACGAGAAGCGACAUGCCGAAGCAUUGCUCCGCGAGAUCGCGAGGAGCAUAGACUGCACCAUUGAGGGCAUCAACAAACAGAUGGGGACCACUGACAGCAAAACGGAACGCAGAACUGAGCCGGUGUAUGAGACCAUCGAGGACGAAAACCAAAACGGAAUAGACGCGUACAAAAACGAACUGAAAGGUGAACUGGACAAGUUGUUGCUAGUCGAAACGAAGGAAACGAGAGAAGUGUCGCCGGCGCAGACAAAGAAAUCGAACUUGAAACCCCCGAAAUCGGACACGGAAGGAUGCUCAGAUGACGAUAGAUCCGAUUGCGGGAAGAAACGCGUCACAUUCAGAAAACACAUCGUGUUCGACGAUGGGGAGCAGCAGACAGAUGAAGAGGUGGACUCCUCGUUCGAAUCUCUCUCUUCCGAAGAGGAAGAAGAAGAAUAUUUGGAGGAUGCCUUGCCGGACAACGACAAGCCCUUGGGUGGUUACGUAGUUUCUAGCGAAGAUGAUAAUAGGACAUUAAUCAAAGUUACGGAUCAUUCCGACAGUGUGAAUGUUAACGAUGACAGUUUGAAAAGAAUAUCCAGUGACAAUAGUGACAGUGGUUUCAUUGACAGUGAGAGAAAUGAGUCUGGAGACGACGCGACUUGCGCUAAGAGCAUAGUAGUGGAAGAAAGUGAACAGAGUGAGAGUGAAGUGAGUGAAAGUGAGACGGAAGAGGAGAUAGUUGAAGUGAUCGAGGAGAUAGAAGAAAUAGAAGAGGAAGAGGAGGAGGAAGAAGAAGAGGAAGAGGAAGAAGAGUGUGUUCAUGCUGACGAUGAGCGGAUUGUUGACAAGAAGAGCCUGGUGAGCCAGGAGAGCAAGUUCCAAUCGCAAGUGUCAGCUCUCACGGAUCUCGCGGACUCCCGGUGCGGCGAGGCGGAGACAGCGCGCCUGAUCAUCUCCCAGUACAGGAAGGAGAUCGAGGCUAAAGACCAAGAGAUUGAACAGUUGAAAUGCGAACUCGCCGCAGCGUACAAAGAAUCGGAGCUGGUGCGGCAGCGCAGCAGGUCACUAGAAGAAGAGUUGUCUGCAGCAAGGAGUUGUUCCGCCGACCUCGCGGACCAACUGCAGAGGAAGAAUGAUGAGUCACUCCGUCAAUUAAGAGCAGAACUAGAAGAUGCACACAACAGGAGAGCAGAGCUGGAAUCGAGGGUGCUGGCGUUAGAGCGGGACAGGGAUAGGUUAGAGCAGGAGAAACUGCUACAAGAACAGAAGGCUCAGGAGGCUUUAAUCACUGCCGAAGAGAACACGGCAAAAUGGCGGGCGGCUCACGAAGCAGCCCGAAAUCAAGCGGCGGCGAGAGCGGAGAGAAUGUUGGCAGACUGCGAAUGGAAGAUGAGAGAGUUAGAGAAGAAGGCCAGAGAUGCGGAGAAGGAGAAGAAGACACUAUCGGAAACUGUGGAACAGUUGAAAUCAGCUCCUCCAUCAGCCACCCAUAUAGCGGAACUGCAACAACUCCGUGGUUUAGCCUCGGAACAACAGAAAUCUGUUCAAGCGUUGACGUUACAGCUUCACAGACUUGAAACGAGAGAAGAAGCGUUGAAAUUAGAAGUUCACAGACUGAAGGAGCUGUUGGAUAAAGAAGCGAGAAUCGCGAGAGAGAAGGAGGAGAGGCAUUUACAGAAUAUAGACAAACUCGAAAAGCGUCACACAGAAACCAUAGACACUCUGAAAGCAGAACACGCUUCUUCUUGGGCUUCCAACCGGGCCGCUUUGGAGCGCGCGAACGCCGAACGCACGCGAACGGCGCUCGCGCAACUGCGAGCCGCGAACGAACAGGAAACGAGGCAUAUCAACAACAAGCUACGGGAGGUCACCAACAGGUUCGAAAACCUCAAAGAAGUGCUCGCAAGUAAGGAGAGUCAAUUCGAGUGCGCCAUCGCCGAAGCUAACAGCAAGGCCGACUGGGAUAUAAUGCAGCUACGCCAUCUGUUGGACAAAGCUGAUAUUACCUACGCAAAUAAUGUAGAGCAGAUGACCGAACGAUUCGAGAAGGAAAAGGAACGUCUAAUAGAAGAAUGGUCAGAGAAAGUAAAAGAAAUAGAAGAACAGGCGUCGACUGCCGCAGACGAAGCCAAGAAGCUGCUAGAAACUACGCGGUCGAAACUCAUUGCUGAAAGAGUGGAACAAGUCAACAAGUUGAAAGAACAACAUAGACAGGAAAUGGAUGAACAGUGGGAGCAAUUUAUGUCCGACAAGGAAACCUGUCUGCAAAGAAUGAAGGUGGAAUGUAGACAGGAAGGAGAUGAAGAAAGGGUGAAAAGAGAAAGAGAAUUGCUAGAUGAGAUAGCUGAAUUGAAGUCGGAACUUCAAUCGAAAUCAGUUGAUUUCGAUAGCCUAGCAACUGAAGCGGCGGCUUGCGGAAGAACAUUAGCCGUGACAGAAGAAGAACUAAGAGAGGCACUGGCGAGAGAGAAGGAGCUAAGAGAGAAGAGAUCGGAGGAUAUGACGAAGAUCAAGCAGGUGGAGAGGGCGUCGAAGGAGCAGAUCGAACAUUUGACUAGGAAGUGCGCAUGUCUUAGAAAGCUCUUCGACGACAUGCGGGGAAGGUUAUCGGCUCGAGAGAGAUCUGCUGAACAAGAACUAAGAAACAAGGACAAGGAAAUAAUCCAGUUGAGGGCCGAAGUGGCGAGACUCACCAAAAUACUCGUCGAGCAGAGUUCGCCUAAACUAGGCGCUCGUACGCGCGCAGACGGUUGCGAACAACAACAAUUAGCCAACGAUACGGAGCCAAGACGCAAGGGAGGAACUCUCCGUACGCCGGAAAUGGCGCGAAGACGCCCAACGCUCCCCGAAUUGCCCGAAUUGCCGCCAUUGACGCGCAAAGCAGCUGACGACGAGCAAGAUGGCCGCCGCCGAUCCAAGAGCGUUGACCUCCCCGCCGUGCAAGUGCCAAUCAGGAUAAAGCAGCUGACGGGAGAGGGGAUGUAGUCAAAAAUAUUACUAAUUAUUAAGGGAAAUAAAAAAUACACCGAUUGUCCUUUAUUUAAAAUUUGAAACUAAAGAGAGGCUAAGCAUUUUAACAUGUUUUGUUAAUUGUUUAUGUGAUAUUUGUACAUGGUGAACAACAUAAAAAAUAAAUUUAUUUUCAACUAAUAAUUACGUUAAGGCUUGCUCUAAUCUAAUUGAAACAAAACAUAACAUGCAUUAAAACCCAUAGGUUUUUACUGAGUUCGUGUUCCGUUUCAAGAAUUUGAAAAAAGUGUGAGCAGCCUCACUUUUGUAAACAACCUAAAAAAGAGUGUACUUACUUAAGUAAAUAAAUAAAAAGUAUAUAAUGUAAACAACUUAUUAAUAAAAAAGGUAUUAUAUUUUUCACGGAAUAAGGCAUGUUAUUGACCAGUAGAAGGGAAGGGGUACAUUUUUUAUUAAUUACACAACUGCCCAAAAAAAGAGUGUAAUGUAUUCUGACGACGACACAUUCCUGCAAAGGAUGCGAAACGUCAAUAAAUAAAUAAAUUCAGUGCAUCUAACCCGUUGAAAUUGUUUUAUUUAAUAAGUGAUGUGCGCGAAAAGCUAACAAACAAUUAGGAGGGUAAUGUUUUAUUGCAUUCUGGUCUAGUCUACCACUUCCGGUCAAUUAAAUGCCUUUUUUUUUAAAUAUUAUAGAAUCCUUUUCAUAUGUAUAAAGCAACAAGUGAUUAAUGAAUGACUAGUAUUGUUGUAUGUGUGUUUGUCAGUGGACGUGAUAAAAUAAGACAUACUUUAUACUCUUUUGUCCAUUCAUUUGCAGGUGUAAAAAUAACGAAGUGUAAAGGGUAAUUAAAGUAUUAAUUGUGUGUGACAUUUUUAAAGAAAAUAACUACCUACCUAUUAUUACAAUUUGACAGAUCACAUUUGCCAUAUAGGUAGCUAAGGUUUUUUUUUAAUUUAGUAGGUAAUUUGUAAAUUAUUAAAGCUAUUAGGUAUUAAGCAAUUUGGAUAAAAAAAAAUUAUCUAAAAGUUGUGCAAUACCCUAAACAAAAGUGCAAUAAGAUAUAUUAAGUGCAAUUUUUCUCUAUUUUAAUUGAAAGCCUAACGACACCUCAUACUGAUAUUAAACGUAAGGGGAGGCCAAAUUAUGAAUUUUUUUGGACAAUAAAUAAAAAAAAACUGAAAUCGAAAUAUAUGUAAAUUUUUUGACGUGACAACGUCUUAAAUUAGGUUGCGGCUGGGAGUCACUUAUGAAAAAGUGUAACGCUCGGUAACGUUACGAUGAGUUUAAGUUUACAUGUAC